AUGUCGCAGAUUGAGAUCAAAGAUGGACCUGAACUCGUCCAGAAGGCCUUGGCGCGUUCAGAUGUUUCGACGACAAACGUGUCGGAGACUUCAACCAUGUCGGAGGAGAUGAUCACCUGUGAAGUCUGCCUUCAGAAGAUCGAUGCCAUAAACAUGAUGGACAAGUAUUGGAACAGUUUCAUUGCUGACAAGAAGGAGGCCAUGUCGCAGAUUGAGAUCAAAGAUGGACCUGAACUCGUCCAGAAGGCCAACCGCGGUGCUCUGCACAACGGGAGGCGUUCAGAUGUUUCGACGACAAACGUGUCGGAGACUUCAACCAUGUCGGAGGAACUUGAAACGAUGGAGGAGGAAACCUCUGUGGUGUCUCCGCUUUUUGAUUUCGGCUCCUUCGUGAGAUUCAUGACAAAUCCGCUUGCAAUGUGCGAGGCCACCGGUGACUUUGUUGGAGCGCUUCCGACGGGGUCAGAAGAUUUCAUUGUAGCAGCCCCGACCAAGAACCAGAGGCUAUCUGGCCAGACAGCACCGCCAUCGCCCGACGACCUUCUCGAGGAUUCGGAUGAUGACAAGGGUUGGCCAAGCAUUGCUGAGCAAAGAACGCAGUCGUUGGAGGAGCCCAUACGUUUGGACGGGCUGUUUCCAGAGUUACGGGGCCACAUCUCAUCCUGUUUGGAUGUGCCGGGGCUGUGUUCUGUGCGAGCCACGGCCCGCGACAACUGCUCAACGAAGGCACGAGCUGCGAUCAACAUAUCGCGAUGCAAAAUUGUGAUGACAGUGACUGGGACCCAUGAAUCGGAACUUUAG
Cladocopium goreaui is the source of this 801-nucleotide messenger RNA. The record is from the annotation of a GenBank genome assembly. NCBI's taxonomy places the organism in Eukaryota, Dinophyceae, Suessiales, Symbiodiniaceae.